CAGGAAGGAGAAGCUGCACAAAAAAAAAAAAAAAACCAAAAUUCCCACACCAAAAAGCUUACAAGGGAAAUGGCAAAAGCCAUCACAUUAGAGAAAAACCUAAAAUGCCCAAUGCUUUUGUCUUCCAUUUUCCUUUACUCCUACUGGGUACAGAUCAUGUAUUCUUUCAAACUGUGCCCAGAUAGUAAUGCCAUGGGGAAUUCCAGCUGAGUGGGGAAUCCCAGUGGUCAAGAUAAAACAUGGAUUAGGUAGUCUGCCUCCUUGGUACUACAGGAUACAGCUGCCUCCCACCCUGUGCUCCAUUGUAAGGUGAGGGGAUUGUUCCUUGACUUCUAAUAGAGUAAAUAUGGUAAAAUCCAAGACAUCAACAUUCAUCCUAUAGCAGGACGCAAUGCAAAGGCGCCGCCUGGUGCAAAGGGUCUGAAGCACAGUAAGUAACUACACAAUAUGGGAGCUGCAUGGGAGACAUCUCCCUGGUACCUUGAGGGCAUCCACAGCCCAGCCCGUGAGAGAGUGCCCCAUCCCAACCCUCUUGUCCAACACCAACUUCUCACCUUCUACCACAAGCCAUGAACUCACAAGCUCCUGAAUGAACCAAAUCAGCUGCAGAGGCAAGUACAAAAAAUACCGAAUGGGGAUCAGCAAUAGUGUCAGCAACAAGGAGGCAAGGAUGCAUGGCACAUCAUUGGGGGUCAGUAAAUGCCCCAGUAAUGGUCAGGUCUCUUUGGAGAUGCACAGGCUAGAACAGCAAAGUCAAAGCAACCUGACUGCUGCAUGUACCACCCCAUGUUGUGGUUGACGUGAAGCUUGUCUGGCACCUUUCACCAUGUUCAGUUUGGAGCCUAAUCUUAUUGAAUCAUCUCUCUUUCUGCAGGGGCCAGCUCUUGUGGGGUUCCCAUUCCAGCUGUAAGCCCAUAACUCAUUCCACUUCCAAAGUGAGCCUGGUGCCUUCGCAAUGAGCUCUGCCCAAGGGACUCCCAGCUUCCAGAAACUAACCUUUCCAAAUCCAGUUUCUCUUCACUGGCAGCUGGGCCAGUUUCAGUCCAAGAUCCUUUACUCUGUGAUCUGAAUAGAAGAAUACCUCACCCAACUGCCGUGCUUGCCCUUGACUCCUUCUUCCAAGGUGUUCACGGUCCUGAGGUCAGUAGCUUGUCUUGCCUCGUUCAUCUGUCUGAGGGCAGCAGCAGGAGGGACGGAAACAGGCAGGUCACUUACACCAGGAAUGUGGCAAACCUGACUGUACAUGUUGGAAAUCUUCUUCCCUUGUGCAUGUAACACGCCCUAGAGCAUGUGACCCAGGCAGCAGGAGUCAGCAAAGAAAUCAACUCUCCCGCUGACAGAGGAUUGCUCUAAUCCCGAGGGACUGCAGGACGUGAACAAUGAGAACAAAUCAGCUCAUCAAAUACACUCUGUUUGUCUCCUGUUACCUCUUCUGGGUGGCCAGUGGGCUUAUGGUAGCAGUCGGGAUUUAUGCCAAACUCUCCAAGGAGGCAAGUGCUGUGGACUCGCUCCUUGUGGACCCUUCGCUCAUCCUGCUCACUGUGGGGAUCCUCAUGUUUGCUAUCACUUUUGCUGGGUGCACGGGAGCCCUCCGUGACCUCCCUAUGCUUCUGAAAAUUUUUGCCUGGACACUGCUAAUUGUACUGAUCCUCCAGAUCGUGGCUGCUGUUCUGGGAUUCCUCUUCUCCGGCAUGGUGAUGGAGAAGGCAGCAUUUCUUAUGGGGAAAGCUAUCUCCAGUUAUCGGGAUGACCUGGACUUACAGAAUCUCAUUGACUAUAUACAGAAAAAGUUUGAAUGCUGUGGAGUGCAUUCCUACAAGGACUGGUCCCAGAACAUUUACUUUGAGUGUCGAGACUCCAACCCCAGCCUGGAGCGCUGUGCUGUGCCUUUCUCCUGCUGCACCCAAGAGGAUAAAGGAACAGUUCUCACAAGCGUUCUCAACACCAUGUGUGGUUAUGGGACCCAGAAUCUGAGACUGUGGAAAGCAGAGAGCCUGAUUUAUACUGAGGGCUGCUUGGAGAAGAUUGUCAGCUGGGGACAAAGAAACUUGAUGCUAGUUGCAGGGCUAGCAAUAGGAUUGUUUGUCCUGGAGGUUCUUGUCUUUUCCCUGGCCACGAUGCUUAUCUACCAGAUCAACUUCAUCAUACAGAAACGGCAAAGCAUGAGGAGAUGCCCUGAGAAAUAAGACCUGCUCCUAGGAUGAACUCAAAGUGGUCUUUGACACCGCUUAGGCUACAGAGAAAAAACUAACUGUAUUGACAAUGCUGUGAAUACCCCAAAGAGGACCAUGACUCAUGCCCAUGUGAAUGAAAAGAUACCGUGGAGUGUAUUCUGUGCGCAAGACAGAGAUAAGUACGCUAAGAGGCCUCUCGUCACCAACAUCAUCUGAUGGAAACAACACUCUCUCUCUCUCUCCUUCCAUUUUUUUUAUCACAAGGAACGCCUGCACAAAACCAGUCUCUCUCCCAAAAUUUCUGCUGCUUAUUUUCCACCUACACUAGAGAUCCCUGCAUGUGAGUUCACAGUGCGCUGCUUUAGUAACACUCAGAGGAUUCUUACCUGAAUGGGAGGAUCGGAGUGGAUCAGGGAAGUUCUGAAACCUUUCAAAAGUGACACUCCCUACAGUAACAACAGGGACAGGAAUGGAGACAUUUGCCCUAAAGACAUAACCGUUUCCAAUCAGUUAUUUCCCCUAUUUUCCAUGACGUACCAGCUCUUUAAAACCCCUUCUGUUGAGGCCACUAGCUAGGAUAGCCUUGGAAGGUUUUGUAUCUGAGUUUGGUGUUCAUCUUCAUCUUGAACAUUUUAACUACACAAAUUACAACCAGGAUUGUCUUAUCGAGGAACAAAACUUUCAGGACUGUAUUUUGUCAUCACCUGUCAGAGGCCAGACAGUGCUGUUCUAAUUUCACUUCAACAGGUAUUCCUCACUACUUAUCAGCAGAUCCACUUUUUGUUUUUGUUUUGUUGUUUGUUCUCCG
Messenger RNA from Gavialis gangeticus (Gharial), 2982 nucleotides. It is a transcript of the gene TSPAN33, whose product is annotated as tetraspanin 33. NCBI's taxonomy places the organism in Eukaryota, Metazoa, Chordata, Crocodylia, Gavialidae. Bases 1380 to 2186 code for a protein of 268 amino acids. The transcript is spliced from 8 exons. The record is from RefSeq and is a predicted model, not a curated record. Gene Ontology annotation, cellular component: membrane.